AUGACCUCAAACGCCAACUCUGCAGACGUCCCAGCGUUUAUUGGCUUUGUUGACUCAACCUACCAUGCCCUGCGUCUCAUCAACGCCGCCCGUCAGGGCCUCAUUCCACGAAUCACUCGCCGCCUCAACGACAGCGAGCGCAGGACCAUGAUCAAGAGCGGCGCUGUCUUCGUCUUCAGCGUCGAGGAAAGCGGGAUCAAAAGGUGGACUGACGGUUUGCUGUGGUCCCCAUCCCGCAUUGUCGGAAAUUUCUUGGUUUACAGGGAGAUAAACGAACGGAGCAGCAGUCGCGUAGGUAACAAGAGGGCAUACCACAGUCCAGAGGCCCCAUCCCGGGGUAUUGGGGGCCAGUCCGAAUUGGGGGCGGGACACAAGACCUCAACCUCAACAACCGACCAGGGGACGUUCAAACCUAAUGGAUUGAUCAAGAAGACCAUCACCGUAACCGUCGAGGGCUCCGAUCUCCACCUCAUCUCGUAUUACACGUCUGAAGACAUCCGUCUCGGCCGUCUCAGAAAGCCAGACAGUCGCGCAGACAUCGCCACCCUCCCCAUGCCGCCUCACAUCUUCCGUUUGACGAAUUUCCGUACGCCCCCAAAGGUGGAGAUUGGGCCGGACGGCAAAGCGAGACUAGUAAGCGAUGGAGACAAUAACGAAAGCGUGGAAUGUAAAGUCGAGGAGCAGACGUACAAUGUCGGCCAUUCCCCGCCUUGGUCUCCAUCUCAGAGCUCCCCCGUCGAGAGCUCGUAUCCGCCGCGCAAUUCGCUCUAUCCUCCAUCAUCUGAGUAUCCCGCUCGCCAUGGCGCGACCGACAGGUGGGGAACCAGCAUCGAUAGCCUCCGAUUGCCGGGACCCGUCGUUCUGGGUUGGCCACUCCCCAAUCCUAUACAGGACCCUCGUCGGGAGAGCUCAACAUCAACUGACUCCAGCUCCUGGUCCCCUCUAAACUCGUCAUCUAGCCGCCAGUGGGAAGGUAACGGUUACGAAUCGAAUAACAGCAGCGCCGCCGAUGGUCUAUUCCUCGAUCGUCCUCGAAUGCGAUCAGGCAGUGCCUUUGGAGGGAUGGUGUCCUCUCGAGGUAGCGGGGACGAUCACGGGAGAUCGUACAGCACGUAUGCUUCAGGCGGAACAAACCUAGGCCGUAGUCACAACCACUACUCUUCCUCUUCACACGCCGCUACACCACGGAUGUCUUCGUCGUGGAUGCCGAAUUCGUCGAGGGAUAGCACGCGCACUCCCAUCCCUCACUCUGCCUCAUCAUCGUCUUUCGACUCCUCCCCUCCCCCACCUCCCCCUCCCUCGCACUUCUCUCCUCACGGCUAUCACCCCCAUGCGGCAUCCCAUAGCUACGGGUCCAGUUGGUCUCCUGCGGACGCCUCUACCCUCGAUCUUCCCCUCCCCUCGCAGACCUUCUCACCUAGCCUCCAUUCUUACGACCAGUAUGGCAGUGGUUCCGGAACUCUGCCCAGCCCCGAGGAGUACACCACGAAGGUCGAAGAACUCUAA
This is a messenger RNA of Pleurotus ostreatus (oyster mushroom), 1506 nucleotides long. RefSeq lists its product as uncharacterized. Gene Ontology annotation, molecular function: DNA binding. Bases 1 to 1506 code for a protein of 501 amino acids. NCBI's taxonomy places the organism in Eukaryota, Fungi, Basidiomycota, Agaricomycetes, Agaricales, Pleurotaceae. The transcript has 5 exons. The record is from RefSeq and is a predicted model, not a curated record.